Messenger RNA from Bipolaris sorokiniana ND90Pr, 1050 nucleotides. RefSeq lists its product as uncharacterized. Gene Ontology annotation, molecular function: RNA binding. The transcript has a single exon. The record is from RefSeq and is a predicted model, not a curated record. Lineage: Eukaryota; Fungi; Ascomycota; Dothideomycetes; Pleosporales; Pleosporaceae. The coding region runs from base 135 to 887 and encodes 250 amino acids.
CACCCCUCACCACUGCUACAAAUACCCCUGGUCAUACGUGUCUCCUGCCAUACACCCUACACUACUGUACUUGUUUCUACGCACUUACAAUCCACUACAACCUAACACCUUUCAAACUACAAUACACAUCCACCAUGGCUGCCACCGUCAACGUAGAGAACAUUUCCAUGAAGACGAGCGAGGAGGAGAUCAAGAGCUUCUUCAGCUUCUGCGGAAAGAUUCAAUCCAUCAGUGUAAAGCCUACUGGCGACGACGCCCAGUCCGCCUCCGUCACCUUUGAGAAGGCUGCCGCCGCAAAGACCGCCCUUCUCCUCGACAACACUCAGCUUGGACCCAACUCUGUGCACGUCACUGCUGCUAAGAGCAUCGAUGAGCUUGCCGGAGAAAAGUCCGCCUCAGCCGAAGAGGCCAAGGAUGGCGACCACCACAUCGAGCAGGAACAGAAGCCCCGCGCACGCAUCGUUGCCGAGUACCUUGCCCACGGCUAUGCUAUUUCAGACAAGGCCAUUGAGCGUGCUCUGGCCGCAGACAAGCAGAACGGCUACAGCACAAAGUUCAUGAACUUCAUCAACAACGUCGACCAGAAGACCCAGGCUACACAAAAGGCUCAGGUCGUGGACCAGAAGCUUGGCGUCACAAACAAGGGCUACGCUGCCUUCAACACCUUGACCAGCUACUUCGACAAGGCUGCCUCAACCCCUACCGGUCAGAAGCUCCGUGCUUUCUACGAACAGGGCAACAAGACUGUCAUGGAUGUUCACAACGAGGCAAGGCACUUGGCGGACCUUAAGAAGCAGAAGGCUGGGGAGACUGGUGCCACCACCACCACUACAGAGGGUAGCGAGAAGCCCAAGGAGACUGUCACUGCUCCUGCCCCCACCUCAUAGAAGAGUUCUUUGAAAGACACGAGGUUCCUUUCUUUCUUGACGAUACCUACAUGGUUUAUAGUACUCAUGAUUACUUGCACAUGAUACCGAAGACACGAGCGCGGAGUUUGGGAUGAACUGGCCUGGGCAGUUAUGAAGCAAUAAAACAAUAUAGUUUACCCAG